AUGAAGCGCCUCUCUCGCCGCGUGACUGCCCGCGCCGCGUCGCACAUCGCCGCCAACCACGGAGGUGGCGGAGUCGCUCUGUGGCAGCGCGCGCAGUCCGCGCUCGAGGCGGUGCUUCUGCCGUGCGACUUCCCGCACUCGGUCGGGCCGGGCUACCUGCGCUACGUCCAGUGGACCUCGAUCGGGCUCGUCACGGGCAAGGUCGAGUCAAUCCUCGCGACGCAGGCGGCGCUCUUUGCGGUGGGCGUCGGCGCCGGGGCGGUGCCGAUGGCGGCGGCGAUCCAGUGGGUGCUCAAGGAUGGAGUCGGCCAUGCGGCGGCGAUCGGCUACGCCACCGUCGUCAACACGCGUUUUGACGCCGACGCCCGCCGGUACCGCUUCCACGCGACGGCGGGCCACACCGCCGCCGACCUGGUCGCUUGCACGAUGCCUCUCGCCCCGAAGACUGUCGCGCUGGUCGGCCUCGAGGUGCCCUCCUUCCUCCUCCUCGGCUCGCUCUCCUCCGCCAUCUCCUCGGUCGCCGGCGUCGCGCAGGCGGUGGCGCGCGCUCGCAUCAUGGCGUCCUUUGCGCGGCAAGGCAACCCCGCCGACGGCACGCCUCACUUGUUCCUUGAGAGCAACCUCGCCGACUGCACGCGCGCGGGCCAGUCACAGGCGAAGCUCAUGUCGCUUGUCGGCACCGCAGCCGGCAUCGGCCCCUCGUGGCUGUCGGCCAAGACAGAGCUCGAGACGCACGAGAGGAGAGCUAACAUCGCGCUGCCUUACCGCUCCGUCUUCGGCGGGGCGCUGCGGCUGCAGCCGGCCCUCCGCGACGCGACGCUGGUCGGCCUGCUUUCGGAGGCGAGGCGGUCGGGCGGGGAGGCCGUGGGGCGCAAGCUCGCGUAG
This is a messenger RNA of Emiliania huxleyi CCMP1516, 885 nucleotides long. RefSeq lists its product as hypothetical. NCBI's taxonomy places the organism in Eukaryota, Haptophyta, Isochrysidales, Noelaerhabdaceae. The transcript has 7 exons. The record is from RefSeq and is a predicted model, not a curated record. The coding region runs from base 1 to 885 and encodes 294 amino acids.